CGGCGGCGGCCGGCUCGGAGGGUUUUUUGGCUGCGAAGCGGGCGCUGGAUGGAGGUGUUUUCUUAACGGGCCUUCCCGGGACCUGCCCCUCCCUCUUCCUCCUCCUCCUUCCUCGCAAUGCCUGCCCAGGCGCCGCCGCGGGUUCCGGACCGUCGAGGGGAACCAUUACCAGCGCCAUAGGAUCCGGACGGCGAGGCGGAGGAAGCGCGGAUCUGUCGGCGAGGGAGAGAGAGCCACGGCGGCGAGGAUGAUGCUGCUGGCGCUGGAGCUGCUGGCCUUGGCGGGGCUGGUGGGCGGGCAGAACGAGACCGAGCCCAUCAUCCUGGAGGGAAAGUGCCUGGUCGUGUGCGACUCCAACCCGGCCUCGGACCCCACCGGCACCGCGCUCGGCAUCUCCGUCCGCUCCGGGAGCGCCAAGGUGGCCUUCUCCGCCAUCCGCAGCACCAACCACGAGCCUUCCGAGAUGAGCAACCGCACCAUGAUCAUCUACUUCGACCAGGUACUAGUGAAUAUUGGGCUGAAUUUUGACUCCGAGCGCAGCACCUUCAUCGCACCCCGGAAGGGCAUCUACAGCUUUAAUUUCCACGUGGUGAAGGUAUACAACAGACAAACCAUCCAGGUGAGCCUGAUGCUGAACGGGUGGCCUGUGAUUUCGGCCUUCGCUGGGGACCAAGACGUCACCCGGGAAGCCGCCAGCAACGGAGUCUUGAUCCAGAUGGAGAAAGGAGACCGAGCCUAUUUAAAACUGGAGCGAGGAAACUUAAUGGGAGGAUGGAAAUAUUCCACCUUCUCCGGAUUUCUAGUAUUCCCUCUUUAAAUAACUUGCCUGCUGGAUGAAGGGGGGGAAAAGGGGCUUCGGGAAAGAUUUUCUUGGAGAGACACAGCUUUGGACCUCCUUUGGAUCAUGUCUACAUAUUACAGAAGUUAAAUCCUUACUUAGGUUUGUGUACAUUGCUUGGAAGAGCGUUACGAGAAGAAGAAGAUGCUUGAAUUCGCCAUCCUGCGACCACGUUUUUUUAUUUUGCUGCUUCUCCGUUUCGAACUGAAUUCGUUAUCUCUCCCUUUAACCAAUUUAUUCUAACCUUUGCCAACACCUGUAUGUUUUCUACUUUGCACUAUCCCUUUGUGACCUAAUUUGUUUUUAGCAUCUUCAUAUAUAUUUUUUUUACUCUUUCCCUGAGUUGAAUGGAUUUUUGGAUAGGUGGGCGCCAUGGCGAGAGAGAAACAGAGACGUGCAAUGCAAACCACGCUGUAUGCUAACCAAGCAAACAGGAAAAAAAAUAUAUAAAUAGAAAUAUAUACACAUCGACAUGAACUAUUAUAGCCAAAUCCUGAUUUUCACUAUUUCUAUGUAAAUCUGAGUGAUUGUGGAAUUUACAGGCUGCUUAAUGUUUUGAUGCUUUCCUUUUGGGUUAUUAUUAUGACAAUUUAUUAUUUUUUUGCUCUCGUAAUUGUGGCCCAACUUACAUGCCAGAAAGUAUAUGGAUCUUUGCCUCAUUACUCUGUAAGAUAAGAUGUGAAUAUGAAAAAAAGGAUUAAUUUUGGAUUUUGUUGACAACAUGUUUAAAUGGGGUUUUUGAAUUGUUUAUUUCAGGGUUUCUGUUGAUUGCUUUAGAUGAGAAAUUUGGUGCAAUCUUAUUCAGCCUUAGAAGGAGGAAAGUAGAAGGUGCAAAAAAACAAAAGGAAAGGGGGGAAUAUACGAGGGUUGAAUGAAAAGUAAUGCCUCCACCUUCGUAACACCUCAACGGAUGGUAGUGCUGGUAUGUGACAGGUACUGGCUUGUUCAGUAGACUCUCCUCUACAGUUCCAUUUGGCGGGAAGACUUAGCAUUGAACGGUUGUGUUGUUAAAGUGCGAAGUAUGGAACCCUACAAGGACGGUUCCAUUUGGCGGGAAGCCUUAGCAUUGAACGGUUGUGUUGUUAAAGUGCUAAGUAUGGAACCCUGUGCAAAUGGUUCCAUUUGGCGGGAAGCCUUAGCAUUGAACGGUUGUGUUGUGAAAGUGCGAAGUAUAGAACCCUACAAGGACGGUUCCAUUUGGCGGGAAGCCUUAGCAUUGAACGGUUGUGUUGUUAAAGUGCUAAGUAUGGAACCCUACAAGGACGGUUCCAUUUGGCGGGAAGCCUUAGCAUUGAACGGUUGUGUUGUUAAAGUGCGAAGUAUAGAACCCUACAAGGACGGUUCCAUUUGGCGGGAAGCCUUAGCAUUGGACAGUUGUGUUGUUAAAGUGCGAAGUAUGGAACCCUACAAGGACGGUUCCAUUUGGCGGGAAGCCUUAGCAUUAAACGGUUGUGUUGUUAAAGUGCGAAGUAUGGAACCCUACAAGGACGGUUCCAUUUGGCGGGAAGCCUUAGCAUUGAACGGUUGUGUUGUUAAAGUGCGAAGUAUGGAACCCUACAAGGACGGUUCCAUUUGGCGGGAAGCCUUAGCAUUGAACGGUUGUGUUGUUAAAGUGCGAAGUAUAGAACCCUACAAGGACGGUUCCAUUUGGCGGGAAGCCUUAGCAUUGAACGGUUGUGUUGUUAAAGUGCGAAGUAUAGAACCCUACAAGGACGGUUUCAUUUGGCGGGAAGACUUAGCAUUGGACAGUUGUGUUGUUAAAGUGCGAAGUAUAGAACCCUACAAGGACGGUUCCAUUUGGCGGGAAGCCUUAGCAUUGGACAGUUGUGUUGUUAAAGUGUGAAGUAUGGAACCCUACAUGGACGGUUCCAUUUGGCGGGAAGCCUUAGCAUUGAAUUGUUGUAUUGUUAAAGUGCGAAGUAUGGAACCCUGCGCAGAUGGUCGGUCAAUGCAACUUAAGCAACAUGCAGUCACUGAAUUCUUGACAGCAGAAGGUGUCAUCCCAAAGGAGAUUAAUCAGAGAAUGUAAGCUGUUUAUGGGGAUUGUGGUGAUGUGAGUACUGUGCAUCAUUGGGCAAGUAAGUUUGAAGAUGUUGAGGUGGGAACAUCUGACUUGCAUGACAAGCAAAGAGUUGGAUGUCCUGUGACAGCAACCACCGAGUUGCACAAGCAAAAGGUUGACAGACUGAUUCAGGAUGAUUGUCGUAUCGCUCAGAGAGAAAUUUCAAGCAUAAUCGGCAUUUCACAAGAACGUGUGGGUCACAUUAUUGCUUUGCUUGGUUUUGGAAGAUCUGUGAGACGUUGGUUGCGGAAACAGUGUCGACUUCUUCUGUGACGUCUUCAGAAAACUUGUUCAUCGUUGGCAGAAAUGUAUCCAAUUGUCUGGUGAUUAUGUGGAAGAGUGAAUAGUGGUCGUUAAGGAGCACAAUCUAAGGAUUAUUUCUGUAAUUGAUUUAUUAAAAUAUUCCCAUCCAAACCCAAGUAACGAAGGUGGAGGCAUUACUUUUCAUUCAGCCCUCGUGUAUAUAUAUCUCUCUCUACUUUUUUGUUGCAGGUUGCAUUUGGUUCUGACUGUGAUAAUGCAAGAAGGGAAAAACAAAGACUUCGGCCGCAGGUACCUAAGGCUAGAAAACAGUCCUUUUCCUCAGGUUCUUUUCUUCUGAACUGUUUUCCAAAAAAAGGCAGCCAACGUGGGUUGUGUAACUAUAUCAGCAUCUGCAAACGUCCCCUCGAUUGGAUAAUUUGGGAUGCCAUUCCAAUGGUUAGAGAGGGAACGCAAACACACAAUUUCCCCCUGCUUUGGCAUUGUAUAUCUCUCAAUUCAAUCAGAUUUUAUAUAUCUGUCUUACUCAAAAGAGAGAGGGGGAAAUAACACCUUGAUGAUGUUAUUAUGCCUACAAUGCUAGCCUUAUAAUUUGCCAGGAUUUUUCUUUUUUGCUGACCGUCUUUCGAAAGAUGUAAAUGCUAUAAUUUUUGCAGCACUCUAAAGAGAAUAACUACUUUUAUUAUCAAGGUACGAGUUAAAAAAAAUACUUUUGAUUGUAAUCAAAACAUAAUGUGAAAUAAAAACCAGUGGAAUAAACAAGA
Molecule: messenger RNA, 3925 nt
Organism: Anolis carolinensis (green anole)
Lineage: Eukaryota; Metazoa; Chordata; Lepidosauria; Squamata; Anolidae
Gene: cbln1
Product: cerebellin 1 precursor
Exons: 3
Coding region: 248-817 (189 amino acids)
Biological process (GO): maintenance of synapse structure
Cellular component (GO): synaptic cleft; glutamatergic synapse
Molecular function (GO): protein binding
Source: RefSeq, a predicted model, not a curated record